Messenger RNA from Saccostrea cuccullata (small rock oyster), 5428 nucleotides. RefSeq names its product myosin-IIIb-like. Gene Ontology annotation, molecular function: ATP binding; protein serine/threonine kinase activity; microfilament motor activity. Lineage: Eukaryota; Metazoa; Mollusca; Bivalvia; Ostreida; Ostreidae. The record is from RefSeq and is a predicted model, not a curated record. The transcript is spliced from 34 exons. Gene Ontology annotation, cellular component: myosin complex. The coding region runs from base 79 to 4671 and encodes 1530 amino acids. Gene Ontology annotation, biological process: peptidyl-serine phosphorylation; regulation of actin filament length.
UCGUUUGUGACAGGUGUGUCGGGACACCUACCCAGUACCCUCGCCAGGAAGAACACAUCUGUAGGUACCCCCUAUUGGAUGGCCCCAGAGGUCAUAGCCUGUGAGAGACAGUUGGAAUAUAACUAUGACAUUCGCUGUGAUAUCUGGUCCCUUGGUAUUACUGCUAUAGAGCUGGCCGAUGGAGAACCCCCCUUGUCAGACCUACAUCCUAUGAGAGCUCUGUUUAAGAUACCAAGGAAUCCACAGCCUCAGCUGGUAAAUCCCGAUCAAUGGUCCGACGAUUUCAAAGACUUUAUCGCACAGUGUCUGAUCAAAGAUUUUGAAGCCCGUCCAUUUGCCCAGGAUCUUCUUCAGCAUCCAUUAAUUACAAAACUACCCAAAGAUAUUUCACAGUUUCAAAGAAGACUGAGGGAACUGACUUCUAAAAUGGAGACAACUAUACAUGAGCCUGAAAUAACAGCCAAAAAAGGAAAACUGAAAUCCAGACGCAAAUCUCGGAAAGGGAACAUAAAAACGAGUGAUGAUUUAGCUACUCUGGAGAAUCUGGAUGAGGAGACAAUUGUAUCCCAGCUGGAGUGUCGUUACAGUCAAGGUCAGAUCUACACAUACAUAGGGGACAUACUGCUGGCGGUCAACCCCUUCAGACCACUGACCAUUUAUACAGAAGAGUACUCCAAGAGGUACAUGAAUGCGGGCAAGGAAGACAACCCUCCCCAUAUUUUUGCAGUUGCUGAUCAGUCCUACCAGAGUUUGAUGCAUAAUAGGAAGAACCAGUGUAUUGUUAUCAGUGGGGAAUCAGGGGCUGGUAAAACUGAGAGUGCUAAUUUAUUGGUCCAGCAGCUGACACAGCUCGGCAAGGCAGCCAACAGAAACCUUGAGGACCGAAUCCUGCAGGUCAAUCCCCUGAUGGAAGCCUUUGGUAAUGCCAGAACUGUAAUCAAUGACAACUCCAGUCGAUUUGGGAAAUACCUAGAAAUGUUCUUCACUCGAAACGGGAUGGUUAUUGGGGCCAAAAUCACAGAAUACCUCUUAGAAAAGUCGAGAGUUAUUUCACAAGCAGUGAAGGAGCAGAAUUUCCAUGUGUUCUACUAUAUCUAUGAUGGACUGAGUUCCUCUGAGAGGGCAGAGUAUAACCUGAAAGAAAAUACAAGAUACAAAUAUAUUGAUGAAUACACCAGCCAGCCACCAGAUGUCUCCUCUAUCUCAGUAAACAGGGUCAAGUUCAAGGCCAUACAACAUUGCUUUGACAUCAUUGGAUUCAAACCAGAGGAGGUGAAGGCAGUGUACAGCGUUAUCUGUGCAAUAUUACAUACAGGUAACAUAGAGUUUGAGGAGAAGGAGAACACAGACCAUAAAGGAGACAGCUGUGUUAUCACCAAUAUGGAACUCGUCAAUACUAUCUCCCGAUUACUUGGAAUUCCUGCUGUAGACCUUGUGGAGUCCUUGACAACCACUGGCAUGGUGGCCAGGGGAGAGUUAAUUGUCAGGGAUAAUUCCGUUCCCGAGGCGAUCGAUGCUCGGGAUGCCAUGGCUAAGGCACUGUAUGGACGUCUCUUCAGCUGGAUUGUCAACAGAAUUAAUAGUCUUCUGAAACCAAGCACCAUGGGAAAAGAAGACAAUAACCUGAUAAUAGGACUUCUGGAUAUUUUCGGAUUUGAAAACUUUCCCAAGAACUCCUUUGAACAACUUCUGAUCAAUAUUGCUAAUGAACAAAUCCAAUAUUACUUUAAUCAGCAUAUCUUUGCAUGGGAAAUGCAAGAGUACAGAGCUGAGGGCUUGGAGGGGGUGGACAUUUCGUUUGUGGACAACAGACCACUACUGGACAUGUUCCUGAUGAAGCCGAUGGGGUUACUGGCCCUGCUGGAUGAGGAAAGUCACUUCCCCAAGGCCACAGACAUGUCACUUGUAGAAAAAUUUCACAAGAAUAUCCAGAACAAUAACUACAGCAGACCAAAGGGGAACAACCUCACCUUUUCCAUUGACCACUAUGCAGGCACAGUAGUGUAUGAUGCCCUGGGGUUUUUGGAGAAGAAUCGUGAUCGUCUCCCUGGUGAUGUCGUCAGCAUGUUACGAGCCUCAGGGAAUGUAGUGAUACGAUCUCUCUUCAGCACACCACUGACAAAGACAGGAAACCUAGCUGACGGCAGCAUCCGGUCUAGUCGCCAGACCCCCAGCAGUACGGCGGGAUCCCCAGGGAGUGCCGGCCCAAUCACCAUCAUGUCGUACAACUCUAAAUCCUCCAGCAUGGGAGGGAGCCGGAUCUAUGGUGCUCUUGGGUCGGGAUCCACAAGUAUGACCAAAAUUCAGCAGACUGUGGCGACGUACUUCCGAUACUCUCUGAUGGAUCUGUUGGCAAAGAUGGUGGCAGGAUCUCCCCAUUUUGUCAGAUGUAUUCGUCCUAAUGAACAGAAGCUUCCAGAUGACUUUGAGCCUGACAAGGUGACAAUACAGCUCCGUUAUACUGGUGUACUGGAGACCACUCGAAUCAGGAGGGAGGGAUACUCUCACAGAAUUCCUUUUGCUGAAUUCCUUAAAAGGUACUCCAUGCUGGCGUAUAGGUGGGAUGAGAGGGUGGAUUAUACCAGGGACUGCUGCUUCACUCUGCUGGACAGACUGAAUAUGUCACUGUAUCAGUUAGGAAAAACUAAGGUUUUCCUAAAGUAUUACCAUGUAGAACAAUUAGCUAGAAUGUAUGAGGAAAGGAACAAGAAAAUAACGUGUAUCCAAGCAGCAAUCCGCAGAUAUCUAGCUAUCAGUCAAUACCACAGACUUAAAUGGCAGAGAGAGAAGGCCGUGACCAAAAUUCAAGCAUGUAUAAGAAUGUAUUUAGCAAGAAGAGAGUAUAAAAAAUUGUAUAUUGCACAGAAAACAUCAGCUGUUCAACUACAGAAAGUGUUCAGGGGUUACCUAGCGAGAAAGAAGGUACAACCAAUGAUAGCCGAGAGGAAGAAGGCAGCUACUACAAUACAGGCCAGACUCAGGGGGUACUUUGUCAGACAGAAACAGAAAAAUGCCAAAAAGGAGCAGGAGAGUGCACUCAAAAUCCAGAGAGCCUUUCGCUCAAAGAAAGCUAAACAGGCCAGUCAGCAGCUACAAGUUCAGAAACAGAUGGACAAGGUGAGAGCAGUGGUGGUGAUACAGAGCUUCCUCAGAAUGUGGCAGACCAGGGCUAAAUACCAGAAACUGCUGGAAUUCAGGUCACAGAAAGAGAUUCAACUCAGCAUCUUCACACAACAGGUGGAAUUGUACAACAAAGAGAAGUAUGAUAUUAUGGUGAAAAACAACUCACCUGUACAUGUGUCAUCAGGACAACCUCCUAAAUCCCCUGUCAAAGCUGUUAAUGACACAGACAUUUAUGCUGUCCCCCACAAAAGGAGAGCCCCUCCCCCUCCAAAAUCUCCCCCUACACUAGAGAAACCCCCACCUGAUGUGGGGGAGGAGAGAUUGGACCACAUGAGGAAGAUAAGGGAACUGAAAACAGUGAUGCCAACACAAGAGACCAGCUACUAUGAUCAGAUUAAUGGAGUGUCAAGUCAUGUUGUAAAUGGAUAUCCUCAUGAGGAGGAACAGAAUGAAGCUCCUCCACAACAGAACAGAAGUCCUCACACAGAGGACAGAGUUGAGGAGCAAAGACAGGACAGAGCUGAGGACCAGAGACAAAACAGAGUUGAGGGCCAGAGACAAGAGGUCCCGGAGUCCUCAGUUGGGAAGGACAGCCCGGUACUGUUGGUGAAGGCAGAGGUCUACCCCCAGCCUCAGUUACCAGAGCAUCUCAGGAAACGAGGGGAGGAGAAAGAGAUUAUGAAGCCAGAAAACAUCAGCUACUAUGAUCAGUUUUCACAUUCCAUAAAGAGUUCUUAUGAGGUUCCAAAAGACCAGAUCAUCGACUGGGACAAACCGUUGGUUGAGGCCCAUGAUCAGAGUCUGAGGGGAAGCAAAAAGAACAAAGCAGGGACGGAGGAAUUUGAGAGAUCACGGGCCGCAAGGAGUAUUGCUGAGGCAAUUCUGGCUAAUGGUUCUAUUAAUGGCCUGAGACCAACACCUUCAGAGAUCAGCAAAGACCCCUCAUCUUACAAGGAGGAAUUUUACAAAGAAAGCAACAAACAGGAGAUGGCCAAGACUCUAGAGAGACAAGUCAGCAAUAGUUCAGCUGGUCACUGGAACCACCGACAGAGACAGGAGGGAGAGGAACCAAGGGAGGGUUUACCCAGACCCCCCACCCCUCCCCCACCUCCCCCUCCCCCACCCGCAAUGAAGCGGGAUCCACCUACUUUCUUCAUUCCUCCUCCCCCUUCAGAACCUCCCCCUCCCAUCCCUACCAGUGUUACUCCUCCAUUUUCCAUUGGAAUUCCUGUGAGAAAUGGAAAUCCCUCUGUCAGCAAUGGUGUAUCCAAUGGUAUUCCCAAUGGUGUACCAUCUCCCUCUGCACUUGCUAAAGUCAAGUUCCAGUUGAAGCCGUCUGUAAUUCCACCCUCCAAGAUGAAUGGAACGGGAGAUAUUGCCCAGGAGUUAAGUAAUGGUAUAGACUUCAGAGGUCGAUUAAAAAAGACAAACUUUGACUUAGAGCAGGGAAUCAGACGAAAAGAUCCCAACUCUGUUACACAAAUAGACUUCCGUCAUUUACUACGGAAAACAGGGAAGAUUAAAUUCGAGGAGGAGGAAGAGGAGUAGAGAUGACCUACAUAUCUUUAUAAUUAGGUUACCGUGACCCAUUUAGGGUAGAAGAGGAAUAGAGAUAACCUAGCUGUCUUUAUAAUUACAUUAUAUGGGUCACUGUAGAAGAGGAGAGUGGCAGAAAUGUGGUCACAUAGGAUUAGUGCUGUUGAAAAUGAACAUAUUGUGAUAUAUUAAUGUUUACACAAACAUCCGACUGUGAUAAUAUCUGCAGAAAGUUCUUAUCAAGGUAGCAAAGACAUGACAGAAAACAAAUUUCUGCCUUGCAAAAAAUGUUAAACUGCAAACAGAUUGUUAGCAAAGUAUCACCAUUUAUUGGGUUUUCCUUUGUUUAUUUUUAUCAUAAUUAGUGUAGGGGGAUCAUGAACAUGGAUGAUUUCAUCUAUAUUGAAGUAACUGAUGCAUACUCUGUCAUGUAAUAUGAAACAUUUGUAUAUCUUUCUGUUUUUAUUCCUCAUGCUCAUUGGUCUUCCUUUAAUGUCAGGCUAUACUUUGGAUUGUGUUUCUGUCUAUGUCCAUGUUGGAUUCCUGUCAAUGUCUGUCUGUUUGUUGGAAGACUUUCCUAUUUUAUUUAUACACUAAAAUCAAGCUCACUAUCUUAUGUGCAAUCAUGACACAAUUUUUAUGUUAAAACAUUGGUGAUUUAUCCACCAUUAAACUCAUUCCUUCUGUUUCAUGUUAUUUACCAUAAUUGUUCACCCUAUACAUUUUACAAAACACUGUAUGUAUAUUACAUGUAUUUAUUCUAAAGCUU